UCAAAAACCAAAAGAACACAAUUGCUUACCUAAUAAAUGUUACGAGGAUUAAGUGGUGGUCUGAAACAAUUUUUUUAACGGUGACGGUUUAUCCGAAGACGUAGAUGUGCAAAUGUAGCACGCCCUGUACUAUUUACAUCACGCUGUAACAGUACCAUCGUCGACCACACAGCUCAAAGUUUCUAAUAAGGCAUUAAAAAUGAUGACACCGCCAGUGAUCCACCGAAUUCCAUGCAUCGCAUUAUCUGUAUUAGCGUUAGCAGUGCCAAUCCACGGAGGCCGUGAACAAGCCAUUGCCUCCGGACUGCCGUUAAUAUCCAUCACCAACUGGCACGGGGAAGGGUACGGUGAUUUACAGAUUCGGGGCGAUAAAAAUGAUCGGGUGUUGGUGGUCGGUACGCGGGGAUUCGAUGACAGUUAUUGCGCUUUCGUGGUCAAACACGAGCGCAGCGUCCCCAAAGUGGGCUCCUUGACGUUGUGUCGGUGUGAUCAGAUCCUGUACAAUGCCAGAUCCCCCAAGGAUUCCUAUAGCGGACCCCCUCCUCAACCGUGGCAGGCCACGGAUUCCAAGCUGUUCUCCGUCAAAGACGGAUGGGUGGAUACGACGCUGGAGUACAUUGAAAGUGAGGUCUGUGCUCCCGGUCCGUGCUGUUACGAGAACGUGACAAAAACUCCGGAUUUUCCACCUGGAUUCGUUCCGAAUUACAGGAAGAGCGCAACAACAGGAACGACAUUGUCCACGACGACAACCACAACAAGUCAAGAAUCUGUGGACGAACAAAAACAAGGACUGAGCACCGGAAUUAUUGUUGCCAUUGCCGUUGGUGGUGGAGUAGCUUGCCUGUAUAUGCUGUGGAGCUGGGAUCUAUUACUACUACCGACGUCGAAAUUUAAGCCAACCAAAAAGAGGCCGACUUCAGCCAAAACCGAAAAAGAAAACGCCUAAACCGAAUGCAAUUGCGUGUCGAUAAAAAACUUAGACUUGCUCGCAAAAAGUAGACAGCUAUUUUACACUGCUGUCCUUCAAAUUUUCUGUAAUUUUAGCUUUUUUUCAAGUUCUACAUCACCAUUUUAUUUAUCUGCAAUACUUAUAAUUGCGACAAAACAUUAACCGACAAAACGAAAAAUAAACCUCUUUUGGCGUA
This is a messenger RNA of Paramacrobiotus metropolitanus, 1145 nucleotides long. RefSeq lists its product as uncharacterized. The coding region runs from base 200 to 946 and encodes 248 amino acids. NCBI's taxonomy places the organism in Eukaryota, Metazoa, Tardigrada, Eutardigrada, Parachela, Macrobiotidae. The transcript has 5 exons. The record is from RefSeq and is a predicted model, not a curated record.